This is a messenger RNA of Apis dorsata (giant honeybee), 3945 nucleotides long. Its product is annotated as U-scoloptoxin(05)-Sm1a. Bases 245 to 622 code for a protein of 125 amino acids. Lineage: Eukaryota; Metazoa; Arthropoda; Insecta; Hymenoptera; Apidae. The record is from RefSeq and is a predicted model, not a curated record. The transcript has 4 exons.
AUCGUGAUAUCGCUUUUAAUUGUGAGAGGAGGUAGAAUCAUCGUAAUCGUGAUCGAGUACACAGAUCGAGGAUAGAAGGAAGGUUUGGAAAGGGAGUCGGUGGAUCAAGUGCCUUUUUCUUUCUGUUUCGCGGGGAUACCGUUGGUCCCGCCCCUCUGGGCGGCUCCUGGCACCCGGAAGUAUCCUCGGCCCGAAUACUGACGGACCUGUCCUCGCAGUACGAGCUCCCAUCGCCGCAACCAGGAUGUUUUUGUCCUCGAGAGCUUUCCCGCCGAUUCUCUUCGCGGCGCUCUUCCUCUGCAUCGGACUGGCACACGGUAUCAGAUGUUACAAAUGCGGACAGUACAACGAGGGAGUCGGCAGCAUCACGCCGUGCAUCAAUUACACCGCUCACAUGCAUCUGAAGGAAUGUCCACCCUCGGCCAAAUGGUGCAUCAAAUAUGUCAGCGAAGGGUCGAUAGUUCGAGACUGCGUGCCAACGUGUGUGGAAAAGGAGGCCUGGAGCACGAUGACGUAUUGUUGCCAGCAGGACGGUUGCAACUCGGCCCCAUCGUUCGUGUCCAGCAACAGCCUCGCGAUCGUCGCGAUCACGAUGGUGCUCCUCCUUGUGCUUCGUGGCUAAUACGUCGUUUCCAGCGACCAGGUGACCGCGAAUGGAAGCUACGGGAUCCCUUCGACAUCACCGCGCUAACCAUCGAUUAUUGUCCUGGCCUUUAUCUUGCUGAUUGGACGCUGACCAGUCGAUAGUUGUCGAACAAUUUUGAUCGAAUAUCUAUGAAAUUUUCAUCCUUCAAUCGAUCUUCCAUACGCUCCAUCAUUCUCAUUGAUUCUUUGGUUUGAAUAAUUCUUUUUGGUUUGAUGAAAAAGUAUGUGAUUCUCAUCGAUUUCUAUAUUUUCUUUUUAUUUACCUUUUUAUUAUUCUUUUAUUUGCAUCGACGUUUAUAUUUCUCUUCUUUUUUUUCUGGGUUAAUGAAGAAGCCAUUUGCGAUUCUAUUCUUCUUGUGAAACGGGUAUAAAUUAAACGGGAAGUUUAAUCGGUGAUUCAAGUUUCUUAAUUUCACUUUAGUUUCCAGCGAAACGCUCUCUGGAGAAUUUUAUUCGAUUUAAUUUUUGUGUAAAGAAAUUCCGUUCUAUAUUCGUAUAGGAAAGUUUCUUAAGUUGUUUAACUCGUUUCCCCUCUCUCGUUAAAUGUAAAACAUUUGAGGAAAUUAGGAACAUCCGUGAGAAAGGUUGAGCUCCUGAUAAAAUUCAAUCUUUGUUCUUCGAGAGAUAAAAAUAUUCAUUCCUUUUCUCGAUUGAAAUAUUUUUUCAAUUGGAUAAUUUAAAUUUUGUACAAAUAUAUUCUAUUAACUUUUUCCAAUUUUUUUUUUUUAUCUAAAGAAAACAAUUUUUCUAUGAUAAUUUUUCUAUCAACUUUACACUUUGAACAAUCUCAUGAUUCCAUGAAAGACUUUCUUAUGGAUUCUUUUUAUGACAUUUCAUACAUUCGAAGAAGAUCGAAUUCUUUUCACAGUUGAAUUUCCAUCGGUCAGCUUCCUUUUAUUCGAAGCUGACACUCGCCUCUUGAGCGACCCUCGAAUUCGAUUUAUUCGAGAACUGGUUCACCGAUUCUUCCACCUCUUUUCUUCAGUUCAUACCACUGCAUGCAGCCAUGAGUGCUCGGUCUAACAAGAGCUGGAAAAGGGGGAUUCUCGAUGACACGUUCUCCAGUCACGCUUCGAACAGAGACGAAAUGGAAUUCUUCGAGGCUUGAAAAAUGUUAUUUCGAUGAUUCAUUCGUAUUACUUUCCGUAUAUAAUCUUUUAUCAUAUAUAUUUAAUUUCUUGUGUAUCGAUUUAAUCCGAAGAAAUUUCUCAUAAUGGACGCAUUACGAUAUUAUAUGAUCCUGAAAAUUAUAUUUGGAUUAUUAUUUUAUAAUAAUAAUUAAUAAUUAAUUGAAUAUUCAUUAAGUCUAAAUAUUAAUUCAAUUGAUUAAUUCAAUUGAUUAGAUUCAUCGAAUGUUGAUAUGAAAUAAUUGUUAUAAUUUUUCGUUAUUCUUUGUUAUAUGUAAUUUGAAAAGAUUGAAAUUUAUUUAUUCAAUGAUACCAUUAGAUUAAUCUGUCUACUCACCAUAUACUUUAUUUCUUUUUGCGUUUUGGUUUUGCUUCAGAAACCUCUCAGCUUCAUUCACAAUGAUCGAUUUUCGAUUCCUUCUCCCUCCUUCUAUCGGUUUCCCAUUUAGUUCUUCGACUUUUUCCAUCCCAUUUUCCCAAGUUUAUUCUCCUCUAUUUUCCUUCCAUGACAACAUUUGCCACAUAUUGCAUUGGAUCUCUCUUCAAAAUACUUCAAAACUUAUUCCUGUAAUAUUCAAACACAACAAAAAAAAAUAAAAACGUGUAUUAUAAUUCUAAUAUAUUUUCGAAAAGAAUCGAAGAAAAAUAUAAAAUAUAAAAUGAGAGAAAAAAAAAAGAGAAAUAGACAACUAUCGAUUCAUUAUCAAUUCCAAUUGAGCAAGAAUUGGCCACCGCGAUCGCGAGAAAUAGAAAAAAAAAAUUGGACCACAAAAAACCCGUGAUAGCGGACGAGAUAAAAGCGGAAGUACGGUGUAAAGCGUGCGAAAAGAGAAGGAUUUCUCGAUGGCUCGAUUAUUCGUGGUCAAUUCGAUAUAUUUCUAGUUCGUAAGAUUCGUUCAUGAAGGAGAAAAGAGGAAGGCAAAAAAAAAAAAAGAAAAAAGAAUAAGGUAGUAAUUUGGAAGAAAUGGUAAAAGAGAAAAAAAAAAGAAAAAAAAAAAUGGAAGAGAAAAAAUGAAACCCGCGUGGAUAUACAAAUAUAUAUAUAUAUAUAUUAUGUAACCUACAUACAGACAACAGUUUAAUGAGGAACAGUGAGGAUAAUAAUGAUAACGUUAUUAUUAUUAUGAUUACUAUUAUUACUAUUAUUAUUAUUGAUUAUUAUUAUUAUGAAUUAUUAUUAUUACUAUAUUGCUACUAAUUACUACUAUUACCAUUAACUAUUAUCAUUACUAAAAGAUUAACGACACUAAACUGGAAGUAUUACACCGAUUAUACAUAAACUUAAUUAUACAUAUAUAUACAUAAAUAUAUAUAUAUAUAUUUAUAUAUAUACAGGAAUAUAUAUAUAAACAUAUAUGUAUAAAUAUAUAUAUAUAUAUUAUAAAUAUAUAUAUAGUAGCGAUAAAAGAUCGAUAGGCGUCGAAAUCGAAUGGAGAGUUUGUCGAUUAUUAUUACUACCGUAUUGUAACCGCUUGAAGUAGCCUUAAUAAUUGUAAUUAACGAACGCACGCGUGAGAUAUUAAAAAAAAAAAACUGCGUAUAUCUUAUUGGUUGAUGUGAGGAGACUACGUAUUACCUCGUUUUAAUCUUGUUUUUUAAAUAUUCAUUUUUUUCUUCCUCUUCUUUUUCAAUGAUUAAAAAUAUUGAAAGAAGUCAUCAAGCAGAAUUAUAAACACUUCUACGAAGAAUUUUAUUAAAUAACAAUUUUUCUCUUGCACGGUUUUCUAUUUCAUACUGCUCGUAUUGGUCAAUUAAAAAUCAUUCGUCUUAGUCAAUUACCACGAGUAGAAAUUUACACGAGUUGAAUUGCUACGAGAGAUAAAUUUAAAUCGGACUUUUUAAUCAAAAUAAAUAAUUUUCCCAACUUUUUCUGGUUCAUGAAUUUUUCUCUUUUCUUCUUGUUUCUCCUUCGCUAAAUCAAAUAAUGGAAAACAAGAAUUAAAUAUUUAUUAAACUUAAUUUUUAACAUUUUCGAUUUUAGACAAAUAAUCGAGAUCAAAACGAGAACAUUCGUUCUCUCCUCAGGUUAACCAACAUCUGAAAUUCCUAAAUUGUAGAAUGAUUCAUCCUAGCCGGUAAGCGAGUCACAAAUAGUAGAGAUGAUAAUCUACUUUACCUGUUUCACGAAUGAAAGCAAUGAAAAUAAAAAAAAAAAAAAAAAAAAAAAAAAAAA